AUGCCACUUACUCUCACUUCCCUCCUCUCUUUCUCUUUCCUCCUCCUCCUCCGCUUCCGCCAUGGCUCCGCCGCCGUCGACGAAAUCCGUUCGCUCCUCGAGUUCAGGAAGGGCAUCAAAUCCGACCCAACCAAUAAAGUCCUCUCCACUUGGAUUUACCCGAGCAACGCCUCCGCCUGCCCCGACGCCUUCCACGGCGUCUCUUGCGACGCGGAAUCUUCCUCCGUCGUCUCCAUUUCUCUCGACCGGCUGGGUCUGGCCGGAGACCUCAAAUUCAGCACACUCAUUCCGUUAAAAUCCCUGCAAAACCUAACCCUCGCCGGUAACUCGCUCUCCGGCCGGCUCGUUCCUAGUCUCGGUGCAAUGUCGUCCCUUCAAGCGAUUGAUCUCUCCGGAAAUCAGUUCUACGGCCCAAUUCCAGCUCGGUUGACUGAUUUGUGGGCCCUGCAUUACGUUAAUUUAUCGAAUAAUAGAUUUUCUGGAUUCUUUCCGGAGGGAAUUAGGAACCUGCAGCAGCUAAGAGUGUUGGAUUUGCAUUCGAAUCAGCUGGAGGGGGAUGUUAGGGAACUGAUUCCGGAGCUGAGGAAUGUGGAGUACUUGGAUUUGAGUGGGAAUAUGUUUUCCGGGACGAUUGAAUUGAGUGUGGAGAAUGUUUCAAGUCUUUCUAAUACGGUGAUAUUCGUGGAUAUGAGUGGGAAUGCUUUGAGGGGAGGGUUUUGGGGGAAUGAUGUGAUGAGAUUGUUCAGAAACUUGAGGGUUCUGGAUUUGGGUGAUAAUGGGAUUACUGGUGAGCUUCCUGAUUUUGUGCAGUUGCCAAAUCUUCAGGUUCUGAGAUUAGGAAAUAACCGGCUUUCUGGGUCGAUUCAAGGUGGGAUUUUGCAGGAGGAAGUGCCAUUGGUGGAGCUGGAUCUUAGUAGAAAUGAAUUUUCUGGUCCUAUACCACAGAUCAGCUCAACAACGUUGGGCACUUUGAAUCUUUCAUCAAACCUAUUAUCAGGCUCGCUGCCUCCAUCAAUAGGAAAUAGCCGGAUUCUUGAUUUCAGCAGAAACCACCUAUCAGACGACAUCUCUAUUCUGACAAAAUGGAAUAUAGAUUUAGAAAUUCUAGACUUGAGCUCCAACACCUUGAGUGGAAGCAUUCCCGAUUUCUCAAAUUUCCAAAAAUUGACUGUCCUUCGCAUUCGAAACAAUUCACUCAAGGGAAACUUGCCUUUGGGCCUAAGCUCCUUGCAAACACUUGUCACAGUUGAUCUAAGCUCUAACAGACUUGAUGGUUUGAUCCCUCCUAGCUUGUUUACUUCUACUACCUUAACCAAUUUGAACUUGUCUGGUAACCUCUUGACUGGACCAAUUCCUCUCGAUGGCUCCCAUGCAAAAGAGUUACUAGUUUUAUCAUCUAGUCCACCAAUGGAGUCUCUAGAUCUUUCAAAUAAUUUACUGACAGGCAGAUUACCUUCUACUGUCAGUAACUUAGGUAAGAUUAAGUCGUUCAAUGUUGCUUAUAAUAAAUUAUCCGGGCAUCUCCCGCAUGAAUUGAGCAGACUCAUCGCCCUCGAGUACCUCAACUUAUCCAACAACUUCUUCACUGGAAACAUCCCUGACAAACUCCCGUCCAGCUUAUUAUUCUUCGACGUGUCUUACAACAAAUUAUCGGGCAAAAUACCCGAAAACCUGUAUCACUUUCCCGAUUCUUCAUUUUCCGGUAACAGCCUCGAACCCCACAACACUGUUACAUCUGACAAUCACGUCCCCGAACAAACUCAGAACAACAGAACCCAUCACAGACCAAAAUCGAGCAUCCAAGCAGCUAUUAUCUUAGCAUCCAUUGGAGCUGCUGUGAUGAUUGCCUUUGUCGUAUUCGCCUACCGUCGUGCUCGGUUUAACGAUUUCCCUACGCGAAGAGGAUUUUGUGGGCAGACAUCCGAAAGAGAUAUCAAAGCAGGAGGAGUAUUCAGCCGUUCGUCUCGUUUGAGCUUUCCAGACGAUCACUUAUUGACUUCAACUUCGAUGUCUGUAUCUGGUGUGGGGCCCUCGAGUCCCAAUUCUCAAAUAGCAUCCUCAUCGCAAUAUUUUGACACAGUGGGACCCGCCAGGCUUGACGUGUGCUCGCCGGAUAGAUUUUCAGGCGAGCUUUUUUUUCUCGACUCGUCGAUUGUGUUUACGGCAGAGGAGUUGUCACGAGCUCCUGCUGAGGUGCUCGGUAGAAGCAGUCACGGGACUCUGUACAAAGCUACUUUGGAUAGCGGGCACGUGCUGACCGUGAAGUGGCUGAGAGUUGGUUUGGUGAAACAAAAGAAAGAAUUUGCAAAGGAGGUGAAAAAGAUUGGGUCAAUGAGGCAUCCGAGUGUUGUUCCUCUUCGGGCGUAUUACUGGGGCCCGAGGGAACAGGAAAGGCUCGUUUUGGCUGACUAUAUAGUUGGGGAUAGCUUGGCUUUUCAUCUUUACGAAACCACUCCCAGGAGACACAAGCCUCUAACAUUCGCCCAACGGCUAAAAAUUGCCACGGACAUUGCCCGCGGCCUAUCAUUCCUCCACAACCAUGGCCUCCCACAUGGGAACCUAAAGCCCACAAACAUCCUCCUUGUGGGCCCCGAUCACAAUGCCCAGCUCACGGGCCACGGCCUACACCGCCUGAUGACGCCAGCUGGCGUAUCUGAACAGAUACUGACCCUUGGAGCCCAUGGCUACCGUGCCCCUGAGCUGGCUGAGCUUGCUAAGCCCCGUCCUUCGUUCAAGGCCGACGUGUACGCACUAGGUGUGAUGCUCAUGGAGCUUCUCACGGGGAGGAGCGCGGGGGAUAUCAUCUCUGGACAGUCGAGAGCCGUCGAUCUCGUUGACUGGGUAAGGCUGUGUGAUCAGGAAGGGCGCGGAUUGGACUGCGUAAAUCAAGACGUGCUUUGUGAGGAGGGGCAUUCGGAGGCUGUGGGAGAGCUGCUUGCUGUGUCGAUAAGGUGUGUGCUUCCUGUGAACGAGAGGCCGAGCAUGGACCGAGUUUUGGAUGAUAUUUGUUCGAUNUUAAUUGACUGA
Molecule: messenger RNA, 3027 nt
Organism: Striga asiatica
Lineage: Eukaryota; Viridiplantae; Streptophyta; Magnoliopsida; Lamiales; Orobanchaceae
Source: the annotation of a GenBank genome assembly